Molecule: messenger RNA, 2242 nt
Organism: Episyrphus balteatus (marmalade hoverfly)
Lineage: Eukaryota; Metazoa; Arthropoda; Insecta; Diptera; Syrphidae
Gene: Gga
Product: ADP-ribosylation factor-binding protein GGA3
Exons: 7
Coding region: 146-2107 (653 amino acids)
Biological process (GO): vesicle-mediated transport; intracellular protein transport
Cellular component (GO): trans-Golgi network
Molecular function (GO): ubiquitin binding; small GTPase binding; phosphatidylinositol binding
Source: RefSeq, a predicted model, not a curated record
AAACAUACCCAACAAAAAGUCAAAAUAAUUUUUUAUCUCACAAAAAUUUCAAUCAAAUGACAAAGCAGCUACAAAAAAUAUCCAAUUUGCAGUCGAAUUUGCGAUAUAAAAAAUAAAUUUUCACAUAAAUAAUAAAUUCGACUCAAUGGCUUUAUCAAAUAAAAAUAUAUUAGCAGCUAUGCUUGAAAGGGCAACAAAUCCAGCAGCCGAAAAUGUCGAUGAACUUGCGGUGCAAAUAUUCUGUGUGACAGUUCGCAAUGACCCUAAUCUUAUUCACGAAGCAAUGUCCUUAAUAGUAUCCAAAAUUCAAUCUUCUAAUGUAACACAAUCUAUUCGCGGCGUAUCGCUGUUGGAAGAAUGUAUGGACAAAUGUGGUAGCACAUUCCAAGAUGAAGUUUCAAAAUUUCGUUUUUUAAACGAUUUAAUUCGAUUAGUGUCUAAUAAGUACCAAGGUAAAAAGACACCAACUCAAAUACGCGACAAAAUCAUGGAUUGUCUUUUGCUCUGGACAACCGAAUAUCCAGAUAAAAUAAAGAUCAGGGAAGCAUAUGAUUUGUUGCGUAAAGAGGGUACAGAUCAUGGAUCUGUGCCUGUAAUGAGUACUGUAAAAAAGGACACUAUUAUGGGUAUUGACGAGGAGAAAUUCCGUAAACUUGUGCAAAGUAAAAACGCUGAUGAUUUCAAAAGAGCUAAUCUUUUGGUUCAAGCUAGAGUUAAUCAAGAUGCAAAAAGAAUGGAACUCAUGUGUCGGCAUAAAUCUGAACUUCAGGAAAUUAAAAACACAGCAUCGCUUUUAAAUCAAAUGCUAGAUUCCUUUGAACAAAAUUCAUCAGGCGAAGAAGGAGAAACUGUUAAUCUAAUCAAGGAACUUUAUGAUUCAUGUGAAAAUUAUGUACCCAUUAUUGAAAGACUGCCAGAACUAAUCGAUAAUACAAAUGAAAAAUUGAUUGAUGAAACAAUAGAAGUAAACGAUUACCUGCAGGCAGUUAUUGAAAGAUACAAAGCAAUUUUUUUGAAAAAUAAACCACCAAAAGCAUCAUCUCUAUCAUCGACUACUGCUCAACCAUCAACCGCCAUCACAACAUCGGAUCUUUUAUCCGGUUUACUUGCUCAGCCUGAACCAAUUAAACCAACUUCAGCUGAUAAGGCAAUCGAUUCAACUCCCAAUCCACUCGAUGAGUUGAGUGAAAUUUUUGGAAAUAUGGAGAAUUCAACUUCGAAAAUUCAAGCCUCUUUGUUUGAAAAUAUGAAUCUUUUAGAACCAAGUACUGUCCUUCUAGAAGUUGAACAACCUCAAAAUGAAAAGAACAACGAUCUGACAUCUUCAAAAUAUGACUCACGUAAGCUAACAGCUAUUGAUAUAAUGAGCGAGGAAUUACUUAAAGCAAGUCUUCAAAAUUCUGAAAGAAUGUGUUCUUUUAAAAAAGAACCGGAAAGAGUUUCCCUAAAUGAUCUGGCGAAAGAAAAAACUAUGAUCGAUUCCACUUUACCGUCAGCAGCUAAUCUUGCGAAAAAAGUUGAAUCAGUUUUACUAAGUCCAACUCUUCCUAAAAGCGAGAAAAUAUCUGAAGAAAAGGAAAAACCGCUCGACGAUAACUCCUUUGAGAAUAAUUCCAAAGAUGAACUUAUUUUAGGCGAACCAGAGAUUGAAAAAUCCGACCAGAAUACUGAUAAAGAGGAAAAUUUGCCAGUUGUUCACUUGGCAGACAUACAAAUAGACUUAGAUGAUGUUUGUCCUACGACUGAAAAGCUGCUACUCGAUGACGAUAUAAAAGUCACACUGAACUUUACAUCGAACAGACCAAGCCCGAAUGUGUCGGUUAUUGUAGUUUCGGUAACGAAUCAAAGCAAAUUGCCUGUAACCAGUUUUCAUUUUGAUGCCAGCGUUCGAAAGCCAAGCAAAGUGAGACUAUUGCCUGCAACUGGGGAUUCUAUGCCUGGGGCAAAACCUUUUCGACCGGCAACACCAAUUAAUCUGAUAAUGCUGCUUUUGAAUCCGACAAAAUCCGAUGUUGAUGUUACUUGCAUUGUCGGCUACAAGUUGGGUGAUGACCCGGAUCCAAUAAAAGAAUCAAUUGUUGCAAAGAACAUUGCUUACGUUGACUAAAUCUACUCGAUUCCACUCACAUCUUAAUUUACAAUAAGAGUUAUUCUAUAUACAUAGUUUAAAAAAAAAUUAUAAUUUAUUUAAAAAAUGUUUUAAUUUUGUGAUUUAUAACAUAAAGCAAGGCUUGGAAAUUUA